AUGUCGGGAAAACAAAAUAACAGAACUGCACAACAACCUUUGGUUGAUAAAUUUCUCCAAGUUGGAAAGGCAGCUUUUGAUCCAGAUAUUCCAGAAAGCACGAGAUUCCAAUCGCGACAUGAGUUUGACCAGUUGAUUGAAAGUACUUCGACCAUAAAGCUCAUGCCAGUUCUAAAUCUUCUUGUCCAGCCAGAUCGAGUACAUCCAUGGUUACGAGGACCUUUGAUCCAUGCGUUAGCCCGUCUGCCUCUUAGGCGGCGUGGCGUACAAGAUACAAUUGAGUUUGUCUUCUCAGUACACCCGAGCAAUGCAAGUAUGAAAGCAUCAGAUACAGUGGGUAGUCGCGCAGUAAACAUUUCUCAUGAAGCCAUGAGCUCCGCAUCAAGACUUUUGUCCGCACCUCCACAUGGUAUGUCAGCAGAGAAAUGGUUUGGUGGUAUUGCCCCUCAAUUAUUUGACCUCCUUGAUGGAAAGGGCGAAAAGGAAAUGGAUAAGGCCGCUUCUUACAUUAUUGGUUUUGGAAUUUUGGGUCGAAAGCUCUAUGGAGCUCCAGGCACACCCGGAUGGAAGGCUUUGGUUGAGCCAAUCAUUGGGAUGAUAGAUCCAUAUCUCACCUCCCAAUCCACAAAACGAAAGUCACGAGUUGAGGAGAUAAUAAUACUUGGAAUGCCCGAAGUUCUUGUUUCCGCGGAAGAUCUCGAGAGGAGUUUACUAAGAUUACUUACUCUGGUAACAUCACAUCCACAUCCAUCACUGACGAAACGACUCCUCAAUCCAAUUCUCUUACCACUGUGGGCAUUACAAUGCGUCAAAGUAGACGCUAGUACUGAAGGAUCCCGUGCUUGUGCAAAGAGGCUGUUGAAGAUCCUACUCCAGCUUUCAUCAUCAACCGUAUCAAACACGACCAAAGGUCCGCUUUCUAAAAUUCUACAUAAUAUUUUAUUUCAGGGCAGAUCGGAACCUGGUAAAGCGAACUGGAUGUAUCAUUCAACAAAGGAUGGUAGAGGUAUUCAGAUUGAGAAACCACCGAAUCACAUCAACUCCAAUCAAAAUCUUGAUAUUGGACAAAUCAACACAGCUGUAGAAACAUUUGUUGCACUUUUAAAUGGUGUUCCUGAAAUUGAUUCUCAAGUAUCUCAAAUAUUUUUGACGUUGUGUCAAAAAUGGCUCUCGCAAGCUAAGACUCGGCCGGUCCCAUCUAUUAUAAUUCAUGCUUCACCAACAAGUGAUGAAGAAGAUGUCAAGACAAAGCUCAUUGAAGCGAAAGUUUUACAGGAAAUGAUAGAUACCAUGCCAGAGAAACUCGUUCAAGAUUCAAGACAGUUAGUGGAACUGAUUGACGGAGUACUGAACGACUCAGUCACCGAAAAUGGAGAUUCUGAAGAUCAAGAAAACAUUGUCGCCAUUGCUCUAAGUCUUUUGAAUAUUAUACUCACAUCACCAAAUUUUAAGCCGACCCCUGCUAUAGAACCUUUCCUUGAAAGAAUUGAAUCUUCCCUUCGAAUUUAUGGACGCAAAACAGACACGGAAACAACACAAACCGCACAAAAUCUUCUUAUCAUUUUACGAUUUCGCCAUGCACUUCAUGAGUCAAGCGCGACACUAUCCAACGAUGUUCCUAGUCGAGCGACAGAGGAUCGGAAGACUUAUAAUCUCGCCAUGUCGUAUCUGACCUCUGUUGAAUCCCCUCCACCAGUCAGAGUUCAAGGGAUUGAACUAAUUCAGACCUUGAUUGGCGCUCGUAGUUCGAUCUUGGAUAUACCCGCGCUUCUCGUUUUAUUCUCCUCUCUACUUCAGGAUUCUGAUGAAUAUGUCUACCUUCGCGCUAUUAGGUGCUUCAUUGACCUUUCGAAAGUUCAUCCUAGGGCAGUGCUCGAAGACAUCAUUGAGCGUUAUGUGGACGGGAAUGAGGAUUAUGAUCUUGAUGCACGUUUGAGACUUGGGGAAGCCUUACUUCAAGUGAUUCAAUCUUCACCAAUGAGCUUUACUGGUGCUAUCGCACAAACUGUCAGUGAAGGUCUGCUUUCUGUCGCAGGUCGAAGAGGAUAUCGACCAAAAACCGAUGCGGAACGAGUGAAACGUGAAAAUUUACAGAAAAUGAAGACAGCCGAAGCGGAAGAGGCAUGGGAUGGUCCAGUGCCACAAUUGGACGAAGUCCUUGAGUCGGAUGCCUCUCAUCCAGAAUUUGAAUUAAUUUCCAGAAUAAUUUCAGGUUGGGAAAGUAAACGUGGAACGGAGGAUAUACGAAUUCGCUCAUCUGCCUUGGCUAUUUUAGGUGAAGCUAUAGACUGUAACGUAGCAGGGAUUGGAUCCAAGUCAAUAUCUAUGUCUAUUGAUCUCAGUAUUCAUAUUCUCACAUUAGAACCUGAGGUUGAAAAGGGCAUCCUUCGUCGGUCUGCUAUUCUUCUCGUGAUGAGUUUUGUACGCUCGUUGGAUAAGGCAAGAUCCGAAGGUAGACAUUUAGGAUUUGGGUUCGUGGGUCGAAGCCUAGAUGAUAUUACGAGAAUAUUAAAAUAUGUUCAGAAUAUGGAUAACGAUGGUUUGGUCCGGCAGCAUGCAAAGGAUGUUGUUGAAGGGAUAAAAUCAUGGCAAAUGAAUUCUUUGAUCCCGAUUGGGGAUUCAGGACGGGGUGAUAGUUUCGAGCAUUUGAGUACCGGCGGAAUUGGGAGCUUGGCUGGUUUGAACAUUACACCUGUCGAUAGGAAUGGAAAUGUGGCGAGACCGAAGAUCGAAGAAAUCGAGUAA
Molecule: messenger RNA, 2745 nt
Organism: Sclerotinia sclerotiorum 1980 UF-70
Lineage: Eukaryota; Fungi; Ascomycota; Leotiomycetes; Helotiales; Sclerotiniaceae
Exons: 3
Coding region: 1-2745 (914 amino acids)
Biological process (GO): protein secretion
Source: RefSeq, a predicted model, not a curated record